GGUUAAUGUGACAGUGUUGUAAAUUGACAUGUUUUUGUGUUUUAUGCGUGUGAUUAUACUGUACAUCUUUCAGGUACAAUCUAUAUUAUGGAAAUCCAAGUAUUUAUUUUGCUGACUUUUUGUGGGAUAACUUUCGCAGCUGCCGAUCUUUCUAAAGAAAAAUGUCCUCCCGGGUGUGUAUGUAGAAAAAGAGAUGUGAAAUGUUACGCAUUAACGGACUUUCCUGUCAAAUUUCCUCCGCUAACAACUUAUAUUUUCAUGGACGAAAUGAACAUACAAACCAUUCCACCAAACUCAUUUCUUGGACUCGAAUUUUUAAAUACAAUUGAAUUCCAGCGAAGUAACUUUGGGUCAAUUUCUACUUGUGCUUUUAAGUCAAUACAAUCCCUAGAGAAGUUAAUAUUUUUUAAAAGUGUAAUUGGUCAUCUGGAUAAAUUAGCAAUAUUCAACAACACAGGUCUUCUAAAUGUUGAAAUAAUUAAGUCCAAAAUAACAAAAGUUAGUCCAUUUGCCAUAGGAACGCUUGACAAUAUUGCAUCAUUCAGCCUUGAAGAAACCACAAUUUAUGACUUGAAAACAAUGUCUAUCGUGAACGUAUCAGGAAAAAAAUUAAGUAUUGUUGGUAGUGUUUUCAAAACCGUUCAUUAUAUGCCAUUCGUUUUUGGUAAAUUUUCUCAAGUAAAAAUACUGAACAAUACGUUUGAAAUGUUACCUUGUGGAACUAUUGACAAUUUACUGGUGGCAGCUGUCGAUAACAACACUCUUAUUACAGGGAAUGCAGUAAUGUGUGAUUGUGGAAUUAGCUAUAUACAUAAAAUUCAGGAUGUAAAACAGAAAGAACUUUUGAAUAAUAUGUAUUGCCUCGACGGUGGAGUAAUCAAUUCACAAAGAAUUGUUAGUGAAGCAUUAAGUGGUGCAUUGCCUUGUGACCAGAAAAAUAAAGAGACUAUAACCAAAUGUAGGACACAAGAAAUUUUGAAACUGCCAAAGCUGGUAUGCCCAUCAUACAGUCACGGAGGAGUGUACAAAUCUUCAGAAAGCAACAACCGUAACUCUGCCAGUAGCUUACCAUACCGCAUAACUGUCUUGAUACUGACAAUUUUUGUUUUUCUAUAGUUUUACCUAGUCAUCUGAACAACAGUUUUAAUUACGAAUUAAAUGCUUCUUUUUGGAA
Messenger RNA from Mytilus californianus (California mussel), 1174 nucleotides. RefSeq lists its product as uncharacterized. Lineage: Eukaryota; Metazoa; Mollusca; Bivalvia; Mytilida; Mytilidae. The record is from RefSeq and is a predicted model, not a curated record. The coding region runs from base 88 to 1116 and encodes 342 amino acids. The transcript is spliced from 2 exons.